AUUGUCUCCACCUCCCAUUUGAAAGGUUUCAGCACAAUCAUCCCCUUUAACCGGCUCACACGAGUUAAUCCUGAAUUACUUGGCUUACUACAGCCAUGACUGCAGCUACAUGAGAAUAGAUUUGUACAUUUGCUUUCAUUAAUACGGGUUACAUAUUGAAUAUUGCAGUACCUUUGUCAAUGCUCUGGUUUCUGAACCAGUUAUUUUAACUAUGUCUUCAAAUUACAUUCUUUAUUUUUAGUGCAGCAUGCGUGACCUGUUUGGAUAAUCGCUCCCGACAUUUGUCAGUAUGAAAAAAGACUUAAAUGAUAAUUACAUGUGAGUUUGUGGACAUAAACGGUAUAUCUUGCUGGAGAAAUUGUAGACAUGGAAGCGGCAACGAAAGAUGGGGUUGGCUUGGACCCCAGCAAAACGGACACACUCAACUCAACAGGUUCUGCAGGACAAAAAAGAGCUGGAGGAGCCAAGAAGCACACCCAAGCUAACAAAUCAGCCUUGCGUGCACCCAGAGCUCUGUGCUGCCUUACUCUCAGCAAUCCUAUUCGCAUGGCAGCUCUGGCUCUAGUGGAGUGGAAGCCAUUUGAUAUAUUCAUUUUACUGGCCAUCUUCGCAAAUUGUGUUGCUCUUGGUGUGUCCAAACCGUUUCCUGAGGAUGAUUCCAAUGCCACCAACCACAAUCUGGAACAAGUGGAGUAUGUGUUUCUGGUCAUUUUCACCAUCGAAACUUUCACAAAGAUUCUGGCAUAUGGUCUGGUCAUGCAUCCCAGUGCCUACAUCCGCAGCGGGUGGAACUUGCUGGAUUUUAUCAUUGUCAUUGUUGGUCUUUUCAGUGUGAUAGCUGAAAUGGGAGGAGACGGUCAAAAAGCAGACAGCCAUCAUGCAGCCGGUAAACCAGGUGGUCUGGAUGUCAAAGCCCUGAGAGCUUUUAGAGUUUUGCGACCACUUCGUCUAGUGUCUGGUGUGCCGAGUCUGCAGAUUGUGUUAAACUCGAUCAUGAAGGCCAUGGUGCCUCUGCUCCAUAUUGGUCUGCUCGUCAUGUUUGUCAUCAUCAUAUAUGCAAUCAUUGGUCUGGAGCUUUUUAUAGGCAGGAUGCACAAGACCUGCUUUUAUGUAGGGACAGAACUUAUGGUGGAGGAUGAUCCAACACCAUGUGCUUUUGCCGGUCACGGACGCGUCUGUAUAGGCAAUAACACAGAUUGUCGUGGAGGAUGGGAGGGACCAAAUGGAGGCAUCACCAACUUUGAUAAUAUCUUCUUUGCCAUGCUCACUGUGUUCCAGUGUAUUACAAUGGAGGGCUGGACUGAUGUCCUUUACUGGAUGAACGAUUCUAUUGGGUUUGAGUUGCCUUGGGUUUAUUUUGUGUCUCUGGUCAUUUUUGGUUCAUUCUUUGUCCUGAAUCUUGUAUUGGGUGUGCUGAGCGGCGAGUUCUCUAAAGAGAGAGAGAAGGCAGUGUGUCGCGGUGAGCUGCAGAAGGCUCAGGAGAAACAGCAGAUGGAGGAGGACAUGAUCGGCUACAUGGACUGGCUCAUUGAAGCUGAGGAUAUGGAUGAAGAUGGAAAUAAGCGUGCUGUGGUGGCCAAGAAAAAGAUGAUGAAGAAAUAUGGCUGGUACAAGCAUAGUGAAGAUGGAGAAUCUGAUUCUGAUUCGGAGUUUGAAGCAUUCCUGGAUGAUGACAAUGGCUGCUGUGCUUCCAUAAUGGCACGACUGAUGGCUAUAAGUUUCUGUGAGCAACUGUACCACUUGAAUGUAGUUAUGAGGAAGAACUGUCGGGUUGCAGUCAAAUCCACCAAUUUCUACUGGCUGGUGCUACUACUAGUGUUCCUCAACACUGCUGCCAGCGCUUCUGAACAUUAUGGCCAGCCCAAGUGGCUCACUGACAUACAGGAACGAGCAAAUAAGAUCCUUCUGGCUCUGUUUACGCUGGAGAUGCUGAUGAAGAUUUACAGCUUCGGGUUUCAGAUCUACUUCAUGGCACUCUUCAAUCGUUUUGAUUGUUUCGUGGUGUGUGGUGGAAUUCUGGAAACUGUGCUUGUGGAGAUGGAGGUGAUCCCACCCAUUGGAAUCUCUGUGCUGCGCUGUGUCCGUCUGCUCCGUAUCUUCAAAGUCACAAGACACUGGGCUGCCCUCUCAGACCUGGUGGGCUCUUUGCUGAACUCUAUGAAGGCCAUUUGCUCCCUGCUGUUGCUGCUAUUCCUCUUCCUCAUUAUUUUUGCUCUCCUGGGAAUGCAGCUUUUCGGUGGAAAGUUCAACUUUGAUGAGACUCAAAUGAAAAGAAGCACCUUCGACUCUUUUCCAUCUGCCUUACUCACCUGUUUCCAGAUCCUAACAGGAGAGGACUGGAACUCCGUCAUGUAUGAUGGCAUCAUGGCUUAUGGUGGACCAGUGUUUCCCAAUAUGAUUGUCUGCAUUUACUUUGUCAUUCUUUUCGUCUGUGGUAACUACAUCUUACUGAACGUCUUCUUGGCUAUUGCUGUGGAUAACUUGGCUGGAGAUGGUGGCAAAAAGAAAAAAGAAGAGAAAAAGGAAGAGGAGGAGGAAUGGGAAGAUGAAGAUGAAAGAGAGGAAGAUGAUGCUGGGAAUGAGAUGGAUGAUUGGGAAGAGAAUGAAGAGCUGAGAGCAAUCGAAGGGCUUGAGGGUAUAGGCACUCCAAUGAAGGUCGAAAGUUUCCAACCCAAAGAGAAAAUUGUGCCUAUUCCUGAUGGCAGUUCCUUUUUUGUCCUUGGAAAGAAAAACUGUCUCAGAGUCGCCUGCCACAACCUCAUUCAUCAUCAUUACUUCACCAACUUCAUCCUCAUCUUCAUUAUACUUAGUAGUUUUUCCUUGGCUGCUGAAGACCCAAUCAAAACACAUUCUGUCAGGAAUGUUAUGCUGGGCUAUGCUGACUACGUCUUUACCACAGUUUUCACUAUUGAGAUCAUGUUGAAGAUGACUGUGUAUGGAGCUUUCCUUCAUCAAGGUUCCUUCUGCAGAAAUGCCUUCAACCUUCUGGACCUUCUUGUCGUCAGUGUGUCCCUCACCUCUUUCUUUUUGAAUUCGAGUGCCAUUUCUGUGGUGAAGAUUCUUAGAGUUUUGCGAGUGCUUAGGCCUCUUCGAGCCAUCAACAGGGCAAAGGGGCUCAAGAGCGUGAUUCAGUGUGUAUUUGUGGCCAUCCGCACUAUUGGCAACAUCCUCAUUGUCACCACUCUUCUCCAGUUCAUGUUCGCUUGUAUUGGUGUCCAGCUUUUUAAGGGCCGGUUCUAUAGAUGCACAGAUGAAGCGAAGCAUACACCUGAAGAGUGCAAGGGCACUUUUGUUGUGUUCAAAGAUGGUGAUAUGAACCAUCCAAUGGUGAGGGAGAGAGUUUGGGAAAACAGCGAGUUUAACUUUGACAAUGUUCUGAUGGGCAUGCUUGCGCUCUUCACUGUCUCUACAUUUGAGGGCUGGCCACAGCUCUUGUACAAAGCCAUUGAUGCCAAUGCAGAGAACAGAGGACCCAUCUAUAACUACCGUGUAGAGAUUUCCAUCUUCUUCAUCAUCUACAUUAUCAUCAUUGCCUUCUUCAUGAUGAACAUCUUUGUGGGUUUUGUCAUUAUCACAUUUCGUGAACAAGGAGAGGCAGAGUUUAAAAACUGUGAACUAAAUAAAAAUCAGCGUCAGUGCGUGUAUUAUGCACUGAAAGCUCAACCAAUAAAGAUUUACAUUCCCAAAAACCCUUCCCAACUUAAAUUUUGGAAGAUCAUAAAUUCCUCUCAGUUCGAGUAUAUCAUGUUUGUCCUCAUUCUGCUCAACACACUCACGUUGGCUGUACAGCAUUAUGAGCAAUCCAAACUCUUCAACUCUGUGAUGGACAUACUGAACAUGAUCUUCACGACGCUCUUUACUGUUGAGAUGAUCAUCAAACUCAUGGCUCUGAGACCUUAUCAUUAUUUUAUAGAUGCCUGGAAUUCUUUUGAUGCACUGAUAGUGGUGGGCAGUUUGGUGGACAUCAUGAUUGCAGAGCUGAGCGGUGGUGGAGGCCAUGGUGAGGGAAAAGAAGGCGAAAGUGCCAAAGUAUCCAUCACUUUUUUCCGUCUUUUCCGUGUUAUGCGACUGGUCAAGCUGCUCAGCAAGGGUGAAGGCAUCCGUACACUCCUUUGGACUUUCGUUAAAUCACUACAGGCUUUACCAUACGUUGGCCUACUCAUUGCGAUGAUCUUUUUUAUUUAUGGUGUGAUUGGCAUGCAGAUAUUUGGGAAGAUAGCUAUAGACGACGAUACAGAGCUUAAUCGGAACAACAAUUUCCAAACCUUUUUCAUGGCUGUGCUUUUGCUGUUCAGGUGUGCAACAGGUGAACAGUGGCAGCAGAUCAUGCUUGCAGCACUGCCGGGGCACCGGUGUGACCCAGAGUCUGAUUUUGAGGCGGGGGAGGAGUUUACCUGCGGAAGCAACCUGGCAUACCUCUAUUUCAUCAGUUUCUUUGCACUCUGUGCCUUUUUGAUUAUUAACUUGUUCAUUGCUGUCAUCAUGGAUAACUUUGAGUAUCUGACUAGAGACUGGACUGUGCUUGGCACUCAUCACCUCGAUGAGUUUAAACGAGUCUGGUCAGAUUACGAUCCAGAGGCCACGGGACGGAUUAAACAUUUAGAUGUAGUUACCAUGCUGCGCAGAAUUCAGCCUCCACUGGGGUUUGGAAAACUCUGUCCACAUCGAGUGGCCUGUAGGAGACUGGUUGCUAUGAAUGUUCCUCUCUAUCCUGAUGGCACUGUGUCCUUCAACGCCACCCUAUUUGCUCUUGUCAGAACUUCACUCAAGAUUAAAACAGAUGGCCCCAUUGAUCAACAGAAUGAAGAGCUGAGAGCUAUUAUUAAAAAGAUCUGGAAACGCACCAAACCCAAACUCCUAGAUGAAGUUAUACCUCCCCCUUCAGGCAAUGAAGUGACUGCAGGGAAGUUUUAUGCCAGCUUUCUAAUUCAGGACUACUUUAAAAAGUUUCGCAAGAGAAAGGAGAAAGAGAGGAAGAAGAAAGGCAAAGACAAAUCAGCCUCUCUCCAGGCUGGGUUACGCACAUUACAGGAUCUUGCCCCAGAGAUGCGACUAGCUAUGGCGAUGGAGGAUGAGGAAGCACUGGAGGGGGAGAUGAUGGAAGAUGAGGAGUUCUUUAGGAGUGACAGCGUCUUCAGUGAUGUUCCUCCUACACCAACUAUGUCCACCCCUAGAAGCACGCCUAUGCCCCCACAUCUGGAUCAGACCACAGUAAACAUCGAGCUUCCCCCAAGAAUACGCAAUGGAAGCUUAAUGCUGGAGGAAGCCCUGUUGGACUCCCGUCCAGCCUCUGCCCUAUCUGAAAAUGAAGUGAUAGUUGAACAGCCUAACAGGUUGUCUCCCUUACCCAGCAAGUGGACCUCCAGUCACAGUAAACUUACCCCAUUGUGGAUACUGAAUACCAACCCAAGACAAGGAGCACAGAAUGACAGCACUGGAGUUUGUGUCUAUCCACCUUCCCCAUCUCCGGAUGUAGCCAUGCAAAAUGGACAAGUCACAGAAGGGGAUGUCGUUCCAGGAGGACAUGGAGGAGCAACUAUGGGAGGAGUCAUGGAAGCGGGAGUUGUCCAUGGGGUAGCAACAGAUGGAGUAGUCCAUGGGGGAUCAAUCAUAGGAGAAGAAGUAGUCAUGGGAGGAGGAGUCACAGAAUUGACAUACACUGCAGACCAAGGUGGUGUGGGCAGUGGGGACCCUCAGACUGCAGUCUUACCUGAACAACAGUGGUUUCCUGAAGUUCCGCCAACACAAGCUGUAGUACCUGAUAGGACCACUGAAUGUGUGGCUCCAGUUCAGCCCAUCAACCUUAACGGCAAUGGUUACCAAGGAAACAUCCAAGAUGCUGGCAACUACAAUGGCAGUUUCCCUGGAAAUGGCUACAAUGGGAAUGGUACCAAUGGAACUGAUUAUCCAGGCAAUCGUUGCUCCAGUAACGGUUAUAGCACCAAUGGCUACAAUGGUAAUGGUUACAAUAGUAAUGGAUUCAAUGGUAAUGGAUACAACAAUAAUGAAUACAGUGGCAAUGGUUUUGCUGCACGGCGAAGAAUGCUUCCCCCAACACCAUUAGGCCGGAAGCCAAACUUUAACAUUCAGUGUUUGCGAAGGCAGGGCAGUAAUGAGGAUCUCCCAGUCCCUGGCACAUAUCAUCAAAACUCCCCACCCUGCAGGGCUCGCGCUCAGAUAACACAGACACACAACAGCUUUGACUCACGACGGAGCAGCAUUUCCUCUGGGAUUUCUUCAGCUUCUUGGGCUAACAACCAGGCUAGACGGGGUCGCCUCCUCUAUGCGCCCCUCAUUUUGGUGAACGAGGUGGGGGGCACUCAGGCAAUGUGGAGUGACACCAAUGGCAGCACCACUCUUCCAGCAUCAGCACGUCCGGGGUGGCUUGGUAGUGCAAUGGCAGGUGUGCCCCAGCAGCCUCGAGCAUACACUACUCUCAGGGUGCCAUCGCAAAACAGCCCUGGAUAUAUAGAGAGAGGAAGCGCUGACAGUCUUGUGGAAUCGAUUCUGAUUUCUGAAGGCUUGGGUCUAUAUGCCAAAGACCGCAAAUUUGUUGACUUCGCAAAACGGGAGAUUGCAGAUGCCUGUCAAAUGACUGUUGAUGAAAUGGAGAACGCCGCAACUGACCUUUUAUGUAGAGGAAGGGCAGGGCAACCAACCGGACGCUUCGAUGAGGAUCUGUCUGAUGAGAUGAACUGUGUGAUCUCGUACUAAAUGAGCUUCAGUUUGAUGCACAGGGAAGAAGUAAAUUGUGAGUGUGAUGUCAUCAAAAACAUUGACUUAUUCAUUUACUGAGCUCAGUUUGAAAGAUGUAGUAAUAGUUAUAUUCAUUUCGAACAAUAGACAUGAGGAACAUGUGAUAACCACAUAAACCCAAUUGUUCAUUUUCUUUUUUUAUGGAAAAAAACUUUGGGAAAAUAUGAGAUGAUGCCAAUGUUGGGUAUGUAUACAACACUUUCAUAUAUUAUAUGUAUGUUAAUUAUUACCUUACAGAGGAAAAAACACAUUUGCUUCGGAUGUGGUCAAAUGUUAAAAUGAAGCAGAUGGUUUUGGAUUAUUUGUUAAUGUGACAUUACCAUUACAAAAUACAUGAUAUGAUAUAAUAUGAUAAUAUAUAUUAAAGCAUGUUUUCCUAUUGAUAUAUGCUACAUAGCCACUAUAUGAGCAUUACUUUGAAUAUUACUUUGUACAUAACAUCUUUGACCAGUUUUCCGUUCUGAUUGUAAAACGGAAAUAUUUUCUGUGCAGCUGCUUUGAAACAAUAUUUAUUGU
Messenger RNA from Danio rerio (zebrafish), 7272 nucleotides. Lineage: Eukaryota; Metazoa; Chordata; Actinopteri; Cypriniformes; Danionidae. The record is from RefSeq and is a predicted model, not a curated record.